This is a messenger RNA of Purpureocillium takamizusanense, 1260 nucleotides long. RefSeq lists its product as uncharacterized. The record is from RefSeq and is a predicted model, not a curated record. The coding region runs from base 1 to 1140 and encodes 379 amino acids. Lineage: Eukaryota; Fungi; Ascomycota; Sordariomycetes; Hypocreales; Ophiocordycipitaceae. The transcript has 5 exons.
AUGCCUCGCCAGAUCUUCAAGAACAAGGUCAUCGCCGUGGCCGGGCCGCUGCCAGGCGACCUGACGGUGGAAAACCUGAGGCGAUGGACGUCCCUGCGCCGGGGCCAGUUCGUCGACGACUUUGACGAGACGGUGACGCACCUGCUCUGCACGGAGGAGCAGUUCAACAAGCGGGCUCCUCGAGUCAAGGAGGCGCUCAAGCGCGGCAACCGCGCCCACAUUGUGCACUUUGACUGGUUCGAGAUCUCGGCCGUCAACGAGAAGCGGCAGCACGAGAGCGAGUACUCGAUGCGCGACGUGCUGGCCAAGAAGAACGCCGCCAGACGAGAGCGGGAGCGCGUCGAGAGGGGCAAGAGGGAGGGCGAGCGGUUCGUCAACACGAACCUUUAUCACAUCUACAGCGAUAGGAUGAACUUUUACUACCAAUUCGAUAUUCGGCGCGACGACGAGUCCUUGGGCGAGCAGGGCCAGCGCUACCAGCUUUGUCUAUGGGAGUCCAACGCGAAGCCGCACCUGUACUGGUUCACGGCCAAGUUCCUCAAGCGCAAGGGCGACAGCCAGCCGACGUACCACCGGCCGAGCCCGCACUCGGGCAAGUGGCGGCACGAGAUGGACCUCAUGACCGACUUCUUCCGCAAGAAGACGGGCGUCGCGUGGGAGGACCGCGUGCUGCUGCACAAGACGAUGCCGAGCUCCUUUUUCCAGUAUACGCCGCCGACUGGAGGAAAGUCCGUUGGACGAAGGUUGAGCUUGCCGUACGAGGACUGCCUCCAGAAGAAUGCUGAGCUGCGCGGCCUGCCGUGGCCUCCGCCAGAGGAAACCCAGGUUCAGGAGUCAACAGAGCUCGACUCGGGCGAGGAAGAUGGCCCCAGGCCCCUCCAUGCCCUCGAUGAGCACGAGGCAGGAGACGGAGAUCAAGUAUCUUCGCCAACGACCGAGGCAGAGCUCCCGUUGGAGCUGGCUGCGCCUCUCACCCCUGAGAGCCUUGCUGGUGAGCGCUCGGCCGACGCUGAUAUUGAGAUGGAUGAGGCAGAGAUGUUGGAGUCGGCUUCGGUGGCCACGCCGGAUGCCGGACCCGUACUGGACCAAGACGUUGAGAUGCCGACUCCGCCGGAGGAUGUGGCCGCUGAGUUGGACUGAGGCGCCUCGCUGAUGAUGGGUGGUGGGAUCGGGCAAUGGGAGCGCAGGACAGUUCGAAAGGUUACAUUCAAUGAGGACACGCCGAUUUCAAGAGCUACAAACUCAUUCAUGUGAAUCGAA